Molecule: messenger RNA, 611 nt
Organism: Nestor notabilis (Kea)
Lineage: Eukaryota; Metazoa; Chordata; Aves; Psittaciformes; Psittacidae
Gene: PLB1
Product: phospholipase B1
Exons: 5
Coding region: 177-611 (144 amino acids)
Biological process (GO): phospholipid metabolic process
Cellular component (GO): brush border membrane
Molecular function (GO): A2-type glycerophospholipase activity; phosphatidylcholine lysophospholipase A1 activity; retinyl-palmitate esterase activity
Source: RefSeq, a predicted model, not a curated record
GCUUUUAAUUCUAGUGUUUCUUUCAUUGAAGGAAUAUUUGCCCGUGUGUUUUAAACCCCGAGGAAAAUUCUUCUGAACUACAAGAAAUUAAGAUUGUUAACAGAGAUUUUCAGGCUGAAGCCUUACAGCUGAUCAGCAGCGGUCGGUAUGAAGAACGUGAGGACUUUGCAGUUGUCAUGCAGCCGUUUUUCCGAAACACAUUGUUGCCCCUGGAUAGCGAUAGCAAGCCAGAUAUGAGAUUCUUUGCUGCAGACUGCUUUCAUUUCAGUGAAAGAGGUUAUGCUGAGAUGGCUAUAGCUCUCUGGAAUAAUAUGCUGGAGCCAGCUGCUGGAAAGCAGACUUACAACAACUUCACCUAUGACAGAUCAAAACUCAAGUGUCCAAGCUCAGAGAAACCCUUUCUAUCCACACUGAGAAACAGUGGGUUCAGAAAUUCAGACCUCAACUUGGAUAAAACUGAACCUUCAGUCCCCUACUGGGCUGUCAUUGUGGCUGCAGUAGCUGGAGUCCUGGCGGGUUCUUUACUUAUCUGGAUAGUGCUGAGAAGAAAAGUCAAGAGGUACCAACAUAGGACUGACACAGAGAAGAACAUGAAAAUGACACCUCUGUGA